UCUAUUUCCUGUGGAGAUCCUGUGGAGAAAAAGGAAUCGUCAUGAUGGUUGUCAAGAAAUGUGAUUGCUUGUUGAUAUUCCAACCUCUACGAGCCUGGGAUGAGAGCUCCAGUUGCUAAAGUUUACUUUUUAACGGUUAAAUAUGGGAAGGGUUAAGCUGAAGAUAAAAAGGUUAGAAAACACUCAGAAUAGGCAAGUGACCUACUCAAAACGCAGAAAUGGUAUCUUGAAGAAAGCUAAGGAGUUAUCGAUAUUGUGUGACAUUGAUAUUAUCCUUCUCAUGUUUUCUCCUACUGGAAAGCCUACAUUAUUCCAUGGCGAGCGCAGCAACAUUGAGGAGGUUAUAGCAAAGUUUGCUCAGUUGACUCCACAAGAAAGGGCAAAACGGAAGUUGGAGAGCCUUGAAGCAUUGAAGAAAACAUUUAAGAAGCUGGACCAUGAUGUAAAUAUACAGGACUUUAUUGGUGCAACCAGUCAAACUGUUGAGGAGCUGACUAAUGAAGUGUCAGCAUUGCAAGCUCAGCUUUCUGAAGUACACAAGAGACUAAGCUACUGGAGUAAUGUGGAUAAGAUUGACAACAUAGAACAUCUUGGGCAGAUGGAAGAUUCUCUAAGGGAAUCAAUGGAGCGAAUCUGUUUUCACAAGGAAAAUUUUGGAAAGCAUAAACUUAUAUCGCUAGAAGAAAGCACUAGUCAGGUAAUAAAUGCUUUAGGUAGCAAGGAAUGUACUCUCCCCAUCUCUCCAGUCCUUGGGGAAUCUCAUUCGACGUACAUUGGCUUAGAGUUUCAGAAUGGGAUGCCUUUACCUAUGAUUAUGGGUGGGAUGCAAGAGACCCAACCUGUAUCAUGGCUUCCGAAUAAUGAUAAUCAACAUCUAUUGUUGCCUGAUGAACCCAACUUUCUGCCUCGAGAUGUAGAGUGCCCCACAGAUGUCUCCUUUCCAGGCUACUCUGGCUUUUUUGGCUCCAACUCUAAUAGACAAAUGGAGAUUGGCAAUUCAGGACAAGUUGAUAACAUGGGACAGGAAGCUAUUGCCUUGAAUGAUUUAGGGAGCAAUGCAUGUUUAAGUUUACAACUUGGAGAGCAAUAUUCAUACCCACCAUAUGGUACUUCAAAUUUGCAAGAUGAUAAGAAACAGAAGCAACAGAUGGAAGUGAAUUUACAAGGAAAUCCUGCAUUUUUUCAAGAGGAUAGCAACUUCAAUCUCCCCAAACCUAUGUAUAACAAUGGGCACCAUGCAUGGGUUUCCUCAUCUGGUCCUUGUGGCAUUGGGAUAUUUGAUGAAAACUCCUACCACCAGCAAUCAAAUGGACUUUCAUAAGACAUCUUCUCCAUCCAAUGUAACUUUCAGCUUCAGGAGUUAUUCAUGUGCACUGCAUUUUGACCUUUCCCUGAGGCCAGCCAUGGUUGUGAAGAAGUUGGUGCUAUAAAAUUAAGAAAUGAAGUUUCUGAAACAUGAGCACGAGCGCUCAAGGCGCUUGCUCCAAAGAUAGAUUAAAAUGAUCGUCUGGUCAGUUUUGCUGCUCAGCAUGUUUCCUUGUAUCCAUAAUGUGAGUCAUUCCGGAGACACUGGCUUGUAUAUAUAAUUUUUUUGUUUUCAUAAAGUUUUGCAACAGAGGGUGGGUUUACAAAAUGGAUCCCGGUUACCCCAGUUGUACAUUAUACUCUUUGUAAAAAUAAACGUGAAAAUCACUA
Molecule: messenger RNA, 1695 nt
Organism: Rubroshorea leprosula
Lineage: Eukaryota; Viridiplantae; Streptophyta; Magnoliopsida; Malvales; Dipterocarpaceae
Source: the annotation of a GenBank genome assembly